AUGUUGCACGUCGACUCGGACACUUCUUCCACGAAAGAUACCUUUACCGCGAAAGAUACGCCUGCCGCGGAAACUACUUCUGUCGCGACCACAUCGAUCCACGAUGCCGCGCCCAUCACGACAUUAUUCUCGAGCGCGAAAGUGUCGUCGAUGCCUCCCGUGUUGCUCGCGACGGCAAGGGUAAGAGUCAGGUUCCCCUCCGAAUCUCCGAACGGUCGCACUCGCGUCGUUCGAGCGCUUCUCGAUCAAGGAUCAGAAAUGACCUUUAUCACCGAACGAUUGAGGCAAGGCUUAAGAUUGCGUCGCGUGAGAAUGCCCGUCUCGAUCUCCGCAAUCGGAGGCGUCGACGCCGGAACAUGUCGAUACGCGGCCGAAAUUCAGAUCUCGCCGAUCGGCCAAGCUUCCCUCGCGUUCAAGACCACUGCCCAUGUAGCCGAUCUCGCGCUCGCGGAUCCGGAUCCUACGAACUCGGACCCCAUUGACAUACUCAUCGGUGCCGACCUGUACGGCGAUUUGCUGCUCGACGGCAUUCGAAAGGGCUCCCGCGGUCAACCCCUCGCGCAGAAUACCGUUCUCGGUUGGGUGCUGUCCGGCCCCGCGGCUGACCCACAAGCUCGUCCUCGAACAGUCACGGCUCAGAACUGUUCUAAUACCCUGUCUCUCGACGAGGAACUCCGACGCUUCUGGGAAAUCGAAGAAAUCCCUCGCGCCAUUCCACUGAGUCCAGAGGAGCAACAAUGCGAAGAUCACUUCCUCGCCACUCAUUGGCGACGCUCCGACGGACGAUACGUGAUUCGCUUUCCGUUCAAAACCGGUCCCCCAAUCGAGAUCGGUAAUUCUUAUCACUCGGCCGAGCGACAGUUGAGAGGUCUUGAACGGAGACUAAACGCCGAUGAGAGAGUAGCGACGGAAUACCGCGCUUUUAUGGAGGAGUACGAGCGACUCGGGCAUAUGAAGCGUGUACCACACGACGCAGACACGUCGUCUCAACACGUUUACAUUCCGCAUCACCCCGUGAUUCGCGAAAGUAGCACCACCACUCGGCUACGGGUCGUUUUUAAUGCGUCGAAUCCGACGAGCAACGGCACGUCGCUGAAUGACCACUUGCUAACCGGGCAAAAGUUGCAGACCGACUUAGCUGCCAUUCUACUAAGAUGGAUGCUACCUCGAUACGUGUACUCCGCCGACAUUACAAAAAUGUAUCGUCAAAUCGAAAUCGAUCCUCGUGACGUCAACUAUCAACGAAUCCUAUGGUUCGAUCGCGAAUCUCGAACCAUCAUCGCGUUCAUUCUGUUAGUCCUAACGUACGGAACGGUUAACGCUCCUCAUGAUGCGCUUCGCGUUCUGGAACAACUAGUUCGGGACGAGGGAGGCUCAUUUCCGUUGGCGGUUCCGGUGAUUCGAAAGGGCCGGUAUAUAGACGACUUUCUCUUCGGAGCGGACGACAUACUGCUACUUCGUCAGACGCGCGAUCAAGUAUACGCGUUACUAAGUCGGGGGCGGUUCGAAUUACGUAAGUGGGCGAGCAACUCUCCGCAACUUCUGGCCGACAUUGACGUCGAAAAUCACGGAUUAGCGUGUUCGAAAACAUUGCAAGCCGAUGAGCAACUGAAAGUGCUCGGAAUAAGCUGGAAGCCUGCCCUCGACGUGUUCCAAUUCGACGUUUCGCUCCCUCCGUCCGUUCCCAAGACCAAAAGAUCCAUUCUAUCCUUGGUAGCGAAAAUCUUUGAUCCGCUAGGGUGGGUCACGCCCGUGACAGUAAACGCAAAGAUCUUUCUGCAACAACUCUGGCAGGCAAAAGUGGACUGGGACGAAGCCAUCGCGGACGAUCUUCUCGCGCAGUGGAAGACGACUCACGCAUCCCUGGCGACGAUCAAUGGUCUUCACGUAGACCGUUGGGUACGAUACGGUUCCGACACGGCGAACUGCGAACUUCACGGCUUCUGCGAUGCCUCCACCACCGCGUUCGCGGCCGCAGUUUAUAUUCGCGUCACCUCCGUUACAGGCGAGACCACUUCCAGGCUGCUCAUCGCCAAGUCAAAAGUCGCUCCGAUCAAAUCUUUAAGUAUUCCUCGGUUGGAAUUAUCUGCUGCCGUUCUAUUGGCUCGGCUGUUAGAGUUCGUGCGAUCAUCGCUACAACUAACUACCAUACCGUGCUUCUGCUGGACGGACGCUCUCGUCGUGCUAGCAUGGGUGACUCAGCACCCUUCAAAGUGGAAAACUUUUGUUGCUAAUCGCGUCUCCGAGAUACAAUCCCGCGUCCCGUUCGCUACCUGGAGACACGUGCCAACCGAAGAUAAUCCGGCCGACUGCGCUUCUCGCGGCAUUCUUGGAUGCCAUCUCGCGUCCCACCAUUUGUGGUGGCAGGGGCCUUCGUGGCUGAGACGUCCUACGAUUGAGUGA
Molecule: messenger RNA, 2403 nt
Organism: Temnothorax curvispinosus
Lineage: Eukaryota; Metazoa; Arthropoda; Insecta; Hymenoptera; Formicidae
Exons: 2
Coding region: 1-2403 (800 amino acids)
Source: RefSeq, a predicted model, not a curated record